AUGUUUUGGAAUUUAGGUAGCUCGUGUGCGCUGCUUGGUUGUUUGUCUGUUCGCCGAGCUUGGCAGUUGGGUUGCAAACGUUUCAUCACCAAUCGAGGUGACAUCGUCAGUGCAGGGUUGAGGGACGAUGUCAUCUCGAAUGGUGAGGAAACGUUUGCAACCCAACUACCAAGCUCGGCAAACAGACAAACAACCAAGGCUGUCCUAAACACUGGCGACUUAAUAACAUUCAGAAAAAAUGGGAUAAUUGACGCGGCAGACGAUGUUGUGGGCGUUUACCACGAUACCUGUGGGAACUGCGAAGCCGUGCUUUUGCCGAGCUGCGAAGACAAUGUUAAGGAGAAAUUCCUAAAGGUGGAGAACGUUGUCAGAUUCUGCCGGUUUAAAUCACCUACACUUUGCGCAGUCGGUUCCGUAGUCAGCUCCAAUGUCUUUACGCACACCGACAUGGGAACCACUACGAAGCACACCACCACCACAGCAAACCUGAAACUUGCAGAACCGGACGACCCACUCAACCCUGCACUGACGAUGUCACCUCAAUUGAUGAUGAAACGUUUGCCAUCCAACUGCCAAGCUCGGCGAACAGACCAACAACCAAACAACGCACCCGAGCUACCUACAUUCCACCACAACAUAGGCUGUAUUCAUGACGAUGCAAAUUACUGA
Messenger RNA from Opisthorchis viverrini, 669 nucleotides. RefSeq lists its product as hypothetical. The transcript has 4 exons. The coding region runs from base 1 to 669 and encodes 222 amino acids. NCBI's taxonomy places the organism in Eukaryota, Metazoa, Platyhelminthes, Trematoda, Opisthorchiida, Opisthorchiidae. The record is from RefSeq and is a predicted model, not a curated record.